AUGGCCUCUGCCUCUGCCUCGCAGUCCACUCCUUCCAGUUCCCCUGUCCCCACCGUUUCGCAGUCCUCUUCGUCGAGACCUGGAGUUGCUGCACCCGGCCCCGCACCCACAUCAUCAACUCCGAGGCCGUCUUCGGCAUCGAGCUCGACGCCCGCGGUACCUACACCAGCUCCAGUUCCCUCAACCCGCUCUAGCUCAACAACAACAAGCACCAGCAGCACACACAGCUCAUCUACGGGGACAAGCAAUGCAGCACCGGCUCAGACUACGGUCUUUGUGGCCCCCUCGGAGUCGCGUGGCUCGUCCAGCGUAAACGUCGUGGCCCCCAUAGCCGCUGUGGCCGGCAUUUUGAUCAUCAUCUAUGUUGCAUACAGGAUAUACCUCUUACACAAGAGACGCAAGGACGAAAAAGUGCCUCCCCCGCCGCCCCGCAUGCCCGCCAUUUUCGAUCGUCCUCAAUCUGUCAUGUACCAAAACGCACCGAUGAUGAUGCCCGGUUCCGCCCCUCCUUCGUACAGACAGAGUAUGCGUCCAGUCUCCAUGCUCUACAAUCCAGAUUCCUCUUCAUCUUCAUCCCUUCCCACAAAGGGAGCGCAGACGUCCGCCUCGGGUCACUCGACGCCCACACAACCUGGAUUCCCAGUAGCAGAUGAGACAGGCCGUCAAUCCCCACUGCCCUACCACCUGCAGGAACGGUCCUUCCGGGGAGGAAUGCCUCCUCGGCCCCAUUCCGUCGCAUCCUUUGGGUCAAACAGAUAUUCGUCGUAUGGCACUCCACGUACGCCAUACAUGAAUCGAGUCGAGGUUGUUCUCCCACAACCGCUUGCACCCGAAGCCUCUGCGUUAUCCUCGGCAUCCGCGCGCCAAAGUCGCUUCUCCACGUACAAUGGUCCAUCGAACCCGGACAUGCGUCCUCAGUCAAUGAUUCUCCCUCCCCUCGCCAUCACGCCUGAAGGAGGUAAGCAUUCCUAUUCCCGAUUACCCGCGCCUGGAGCCGCCCGUACUGACAAAGCUGGUUCAGACUGGGCCCAUCGUGUGACAACGACUGCCGAAGAAAGGGCAUCCUCGUCUAUGGACCAUUCGGCACCCCCUCCUCCUCCGAAAGAUCGCCCUAAAUCUGCUAUUCUCCUUAGCGGAACCUCUUCCGUGGCCACAUCGCGAGACCACGCAAUGCCGGGAGGCUACCCUUCUUCUCCUGCAGCACAUGCGCGGAGCGUUUCGCCUCCCGAGCCACUGUUGGCAGCUGGCGUCUUUGCCAGCUCGUCUUCGGACUCGACCUCGCGCCCGCAUUCUCUCGACGUGGCAUCUGACGAAGCAGCAAAGGCUGCCAAACCCAAAGUGUAA
Molecule: messenger RNA, 1344 nt
Organism: Serendipita indica DSM 11827
Lineage: Eukaryota; Fungi; Basidiomycota; Agaricomycetes; Sebacinales; Serendipitaceae
Source: the annotation of a GenBank genome assembly